GAAAGUUAAACUGUGUUUCUACAUGAAAGUAUGACAACAUAGUAAAGCCUAAAAAAUAGUGAAUUUUAAUUUCUAUGUUUUUAAUGGGGCAUAAAAUUGUAUUAUAUCUCUAAUUGUUGCUAUGGGAGGCCCCAACAAUUGUGUUUUUAAAAAUGUACACAAAUACACUUAAGAUGUUUAUUUUUGAACAGCUGCUAGGUUAUUAUGCGUCCGCAUGAUGCCAAAAUGAUUUCAUUCAAAUAUCAGCACUUAAGAUAUCCCUUAACAGACAUUUGAAAACCCACUUUCCAUAUAUUACGGCGAUAGAGAAGUACUUGCUUAAAUUUAUCACGGUUUUUGAGAUACUUUGCUCAGUAAGUGUGAAGAUGUUUUCCUGCAUUUGGAAAAAACAAAAGAAAAGCCCUCCAGGGGAUGUACGCUCUGGAGAUGGUGAUAGCGCAAGUCUGCAGAAGAGGCUACAGAGAGAGGCAUGGUCUCCCAUUUCCACCACAACCCCUGAUACCAGCGAGGCUCCCAGGACUAGAAAAACCUCCUUCUGGCAACGCUGGUCUCUUCAUAACAAGAAAAGCCCUCCAGGGGAUGUACGCUCUGGAGAUGGUGAUAACGCAAGUCUGCAGAAGAGGCUACAGAGAGAGGCAUGGUCUCCCAUUUCCACCACAACCCCUGAUACCAGCGAGGCUCCCAGGACUAGAAAAACCUCCUUCUGGCAACGCUGGUCUCUUCAUAACAAGAAAAGCCCUCCAGGGGAUGUACGCUCUGGAGAUGGUGAUAGCUCAAGUCUGCAGAAGAGGCUACAGAGAGAGGCAUGGUCUCCCAUUUCCACCACAACCCCUGAUACCAGCGAGGCUCCCAGGACUAGAAAAACCUCCUUCUGGCAACGCUGGUCUCUUCAUAACAAGAAAAGCCCUCCAGGGGAUGUACGCUCUGGAGAUGGUGAUAACUCAAGUCUGCAGAAGAGGCUACAGAGAGAGGCAUGGUCUCCCAUUUCCACCACAACCCCUGAUACCAGCGAGGCUCCCAGGACUAGAAAAACCUCCUUCUGGCAACGCUGGUCUCUUCAUAACAAGAAAAGCCCUCCAGGGGAUGUACGCUCUGGAGAUGGUGAUAGCUCAAGUCUGCAGAAGAGGCUACAGAGAGAGGCAUGGUCUCCCAUUUCCACCACAACCCCUGAUACCAGCGAGGCUCCCAGGACUAGAAAAACCUCCUUCUGGCAACGCUGGUCUCUUCAUAACAAGAUAAGUCCUCAAAGUGAUGUACGCUCUGGGAAUGGCGAAAGCUUAAGUCUUCAGAAGAGCCAGCAGACAGAAGCACCAUCUCCUUCUACCAUCACAACCAGCGAGGCUCCUAGAACUAGAAAAACCUCCUUCUGGCAUUGUUGGCGUCUUCUUAACAAGAAAAAGCAGAGCCAUCUCCAACAAGAUGUGGACGCGGUCACAAUCCAUUCACCUUCAGUGACAGAAAUGAGUUGUUGCACAAGUGAGAAGUCUCAGGGAGGAGAGACUGGUGUCGAGUUCAGGGCCUCACCUGUUCUUGACAGUCCUGUCUCUGCUCACCAUGAGCCGCAUCUCCAAGUAGUCCCACAAUGCUCCACCACUAUACAAUGCACUGGUGAUUUUGGGGAUGUCGAAGAUGGAGGACUGGAUGGUUCUUCUGCAUCUUCCAGAGAAGGAGACUCCCAAACUGGCCAGAACAGCAGAGUGGAAGAGACUGUCUUGUCCUCUACUGCCACAGCACAGAUCAUAAACAACCAAGAGGACUGCAAAGAAAGCGAGGCUGAUGUCCAAGACAACAUCCAACCUGCGUCUGAAAGUCAAGACAAGACUCCCGAGAAAGAUUGGUAUGAAAACUGUCUAGUCUGGAUUCAGGAUGUUUGAAUAGAAUCAUGCAUAUGCACUUACACACAAUUUCUCUGUUUCAACACUCAAUAUAUAUUUGACCUCCCUUAACUAUCACAAAAUAGUCUGCUGCAGAAUUAAAAACUAGGUACUUGGCAUAUUAUGGUCUGCAUGUUUACGUAUUAAGAAUGUUGUGUAAUUACAGAGGUCUGAAUGUAUUUGCGUUCUCUUUCCAGCCCUUGAAGAGCUAACGCACCUGCCAUCAGGGCUUGCAAAAUGAGUCACAUUUCUUUAACUUUUCCACAUAUAGUCACAUUACAAACAAAAAAUACAAAUACAUUUUAUUGGAGUCUUAUGUGAAAGACAAAGUGGUAUACAACUGUGAUGUAGCAAGAAACUAAUACAUGGUCUCUUUUUUUAACAAAUAAAAAACUGAAAAGAGCAACGUGCAAAAGUAUUCAGCAUCCCCCAGUAAAUAUUUCUUGGAACCGCGUUGUGCGGUAAUUACAGCUGCAAGUCUCUGCCAGUUUUCCACGUCUUGUGACUGAAAUUUUUGGCCAUUCUUCUUUGCAAAUCAGUUCAAGCACAGUCAGAUUAGAUGUAGAGCGUUUGUGAAUAGCAGUUUUCAGACCUUAUCAGAUCCAAAGAUUCUUGAUUCGGUUUAAGUGAGAGGUCGACCGAUACAGGUUUUUAGGGCAGAUACUGAUUAUUUUGACAACAUGCAAAUCGGUACCCGAUACGUGAAAAGUAAAAAUAAUACAAUUGCAAAUGUUGAGUACAACACAAAGUAUCUAUCUUUUAAUAAUAAUAUUAUUAAUAAACAUAAAGACACUUUUGACAUUCU
Fundulus heteroclitus (mummichog) is the source of this 2679-nucleotide messenger RNA. RefSeq lists its product as uncharacterized. Bases 366 to 1874 code for a protein of 502 amino acids. The record is from RefSeq and is a predicted model, not a curated record. The transcript has 17 exons. Lineage: Eukaryota; Metazoa; Chordata; Actinopteri; Cyprinodontiformes; Fundulidae.